Molecule: messenger RNA, 1014 nt
Organism: Scheffersomyces amazonensis
Lineage: Eukaryota; Fungi; Ascomycota; Pichiomycetes; Serinales; Debaryomycetaceae
Exons: 1
Coding region: 108-926 (272 amino acids)
Biological process (GO): acylglycerol catabolic process
Cellular component (GO): mitochondrion
Molecular function (GO): monoacylglycerol lipase activity
Source: RefSeq, a predicted model, not a curated record
CAAAAUAAUCCGGGGAAAUUAGGCCCGAAUUGAAAUUGUAUUAUAUAUCUAAUAACUGAAAGAAGCCAUAAUGUUUUGCUUCAUAUUAGGUGUAUUUUAAUUAUAAGAUGUCUAUUGUAAGCGAUUACACUACAACUGGUCAGUUCUAUACCUUAUUAAAACCAGAGACCACCCUGGAUGAGAGAGUCAUCGUCUUUCUUCACGGGUUGGGUUCAUCCCAGAACUUUCAUUAUCCUGUAGCCAUCAAAUUAGCUCGGCAAUAUACAUGUGUGUUGAUAGAUCACGAAGGUGCUGCUAAUUCUCAAUUGAACAAAGCUUCUUUAACACUUGAUGACUUGUCCAAUAAUGUCGAGCUCAUUCUCAGAGAAGCAGGUUUGCUUUCUAGACAAAUCGUCCUUGUGGGACAUUCUAUGUCUGGUUUAUUAAUUAACUACAUGAAUAUAUUUCAUGCUAAUAAAUUCAAUAUAUUUUCAAAUGUCUUAAUUGCUCCUGUUCAUCCUACUGAACAAGCAGCCGAUAUUUUUGUUAAGAGAAUUGAACUGUUGAAGGGUGCUAAAUCGUUGAAAGAUUUUUCUAAUAUCAUUCCACUGGCUGCUACUGGGUCAGCAACUGACCCUUUGAAGAAAGCAUUCAUAAGACAAUUGCUUUUAAGUCAGUCAGUCGAAGGUUACAUAGCUAACUGCAGUGCCAUAGUUAGUGGAGGCAAAUAUGGUAUUCCUAACAAAUAUGGUCUCAUUAAGAAGCCAACUUUGAUCAUUUACGGAGAUGAGGAUAAGACGGCACCAUGGGUUGGAGGGGUUGAAUUAAUAGAAAAAGAUAUAGAGAACACCACCAUCGUGGAAUUAAGCAAAGUGGGACACUGGAUUGUUAUUGAAGCUCCUGAAGAUGUCUAUGAAAAUAUCAAGAACUUUUUAAAUAGUAAGUAAUUAUUAUACAAUAUAUAUUUAGACAAUCUUACGUUUAAAUCGUAUAAGGUUGAUUCUAAGCUUUACUCUACACAUAUUCUUUUGGUGG